CUCUCUUUGGAUUCUUGGAUCCUCGGCUCUCCGUAUGCCUAGCGCUGUAUCUGUAUAUGAGCAUGCUCAGAUAUCAACGAACCAUCGGUGCCUGAAAGGUGUGUUUAUUUCUGGCCAAUUUCUUUCUCUCUGGACAUCUCAAUCCGAAGUAACUCCGAAUUCAUUUAAAUUCCGUUACUAGCAGCAUGGCGCAAGAACCCAAAGCAUUGACCCCCGAACAAGUGGACUUCUUCCUUGAGAAUGGUUAUGCAGUCAUCAAGCAAGCGUUCACCAAGGAACAAGCUGCAGAAUGGACAAAGACGAUGUGGAUACGAUUGGGCCUUAAUCCAAAUGACAAAUCAACCUGGGAUCGAGAGAGGAUCCAUAUGCCAUGGCACCAUCGUGAGACUGUUGCGUCCUUUGCACCCAAGGCUUGGGAGGCCAUAAAGGAUCUUCUCGGGGGUGAAGAGCGUAUCGAUGAGAAGAGCUCGUCUUGGGGCGAUAGCUUCAUAGUCAACCUCGGCACACCUGAGCUUGAACAAGAAGGUAGCGACGUUGUUCCUCAGGAUCUGGGCAACUGGCACGUCGAUGGUGAUUUCUUGGUACAUUUUUUGGACUCUCCUGAACAAGCACUGCUCGUUAUACCCCUCUACUCUGACAUCAAGCCUCGAGGUGGGGGCACCUUCAUCGCUACGGAUGGCAUAGAUUAUAUCGCGAAUUAUUUGGCUGCCCAUCCCGAAGGUGUUCUUCCCAUCUCGUUGUCAUUCGUGCCUUCCAACUCCACCACUGCUGACCCGAAGAAUGACCCUGGCUACUGGAGUCAUCUAGAGGCGGCAAAGAAAUGCAACAACUUUGUAGAACUGACAGGCGAGAUUGGGGACGUGAUACUCAUGCAUCCCUUGAUGCUUCAUUCUGCCUCCAAGAACCAUCUCCGUAUUCCUCGUGUCAUCACCAACCCUCCGGUCUCCCUUCGCGAGCCAUUUAACUUCAACCGCGAGAACCCCGAGGAGUUUAGUAUAGUUGAGCGGAAGACGUUGCAGGCCUUAGGAGUGGACAAAUUAGAUUUCAAGUCUACGACUGAGAGGAGGAACGUCUUGCCAAAGAGAGUGGAGUUGCAGAAUAAGAUGUUGGAAGACGAGAAGAAGAGGCUGGCGGACCUUGCUGCUCAGGUACAGACAACAGCUACUGCGACCAUGAGCUUGCAAAGGGCUCCACCUGUGAGACACAUCAUAGCAGUGUAAGCUAACGAGGGGAUCAAUGCUCUAUGAUUCAUGUGGAUUAUAUGAUAUCGUGACUUCUGUGUCUGGAAUUUCUAGGUCGAUAAGAUGUGCACAUAGACUGACUUUACCGAAGGAAGGAGCCGAUCUACCCAGUCGGGCCGCUAAUGGCCAGGAUUGUCAAACACGCUCAUGAUGGAUCAGAACAUCAACUUCUCCCCUCCACUCAAACGUCGCC
Messenger RNA from Somion occarium, 1434 nucleotides. NCBI's taxonomy places the organism in Eukaryota, Fungi, Basidiomycota, Agaricomycetes, Polyporales, Cerrenaceae. The record is from the annotation of a GenBank genome assembly.